Messenger RNA from Penicillium argentinense, 855 nucleotides. RefSeq lists its product as uncharacterized. Lineage: Eukaryota; Fungi; Ascomycota; Eurotiomycetes; Eurotiales; Aspergillaceae. The record is from RefSeq and is a predicted model, not a curated record. The coding region runs from base 1 to 855 and encodes 284 amino acids. The transcript is spliced from 3 exons.
AUGUCAAACCAUUUGUUCACACGCUCGGCAGAUGUCUCCAUCUCAACAGGAAGGCGGAACUUUGCAAUUGCAGAUCUCAUCCUGUUCUCUAUCAUCCAUCUGAUCCAGAUGCCCAUUCGUUACAAGCAAGAAUGGAAGUACUGGCAUCAUCGGAAGAAGAGACACCCAGGACGCUGCUUCACCUACUCUUGGUUCAGCAUGAUUGGACUGCUUUCUCAACUUCGCAUUGCGAGCUCUGCUAUGGUGAUUUCUACAAAUCAUACCAACAAGUCGAUGCUCAUUGCCGAGUCCUGCUUGCAAAGCGUUGGCCUUUCGCCGCUUUUAUUUGAAGUCAGUUUGGUCCUUUUGCGAAGCGGACAAGCAGGAGAAUACGGACGCGGAAAUUCGAAAUGGACCCUGCCAAUCCGAAUCGCGCUGCACGGGUUCCGAUUUCCGGUCUUUAUUUCGAUUGUUCUUGCAGUGGUGGGUGGGAUCAUCGACAUUCAUCCUUGCGGAGAAGCUGGUUCGGCUGUCCUCGUCGUCACUUUUGUGUUCGUCUGUGGUUUGGUCGGAUGGCUCGCUGUCAGGUCUCGGUCGACUCUGCCUGUGGCGGGUCACCGUGGCAUCUUGUUGACGGCAAUGACUCUCCCCUUCCUUCUGGUACGAAUCAUUUACUUCCUUUUGCAGGAGUACGGCCCUUCGAUGUUCAGUCCGGCUUCAGGGAGCAUCAGAAUCCUGGUUGGUAUGGGACUCCUGAUGGAGAUUAUCGUUAUCAGUCUUUUGCUGGUGGCCCGUGGAGUGAUCGAGCCGAUCCUUGGAUCGACUGAGAACAAGAGGCAUAUUUUGUCUGACAAUGCGGGAUGGGCUCGAAACUGA